AGAGCCCCCUGCUGGGCGCUCAGGUCACCUUCACCGACUGCUGCUGUCUGUACGGGAAGGGCUGGGGGAUGGAGUGCGCCCUCUGUCCCUCCACCGACUCCGACGACUACGCCUUUCUCUGCAGUUCCUUCCCUCCUCCUCUUUUUCCAAGUUUUCCGGAUUCGAGUGGAUCAGAAACAGGAGUGAGACGAGGAGUCGGACGAGGAGGAGCAGGUGCUCCUCCUCAUUUCCCUCCGUACACUCCUGACUCCUUCCCUCCAGCUGUGGUUCCCGGCAGAGACUUCAGUCGUCCUGACUAUGACGAUUACUCUCCAGCAGGGGGCAGCAGGUCAGACUUCAGGACUCCUUCGUCCUAUGGCAGACCUGAGUACAGCACUGGUUUCUACUCUGAAGGAGACUACUCCUCCCCUGACGGGCCCCCACCCAGGCCUCCGUCCUUCCGCCUCCAGCCGGACCCCCGGGCUGAGACCGCGUUCGGGGCCCGGCCUCCUCCUCCGUCCCAGCCGGACGGCCCUCCUCUCAGCCUGGCUCCGCUGCCCGGGGCUCCUUACGAUGACCAGGAGGAGGAGGAGGAGACGUGGAGGUCAGGGCCGCCGUUCCCACCAUUCACUGAGCGGAGAGGAGGAAGAAGAGGAGGAGGAGGAGGAGGAGGAGCACCGAGGAGGGUGUAUGAAAGGCGAUACGAGUCGUAUGCCGGCCUGAGCGCAGCAGAGGAUUGUGGGAUAUUGCAUGGCUGUGAGAACGGCAGGUGUAUUCGCGUGGCGGAGGGUUACACCUGUGACUGUUACCAAGGAUACGAACUGGACAUGACCUCCAUGACCUGCAUAGAUGUAAACGAGUGUGAGGACGGCGUCAGCGUCGAGUUCCCGUGUGUGAACGCUCGCUGUGUCAACACCGACGGCUCGUUUCGCUGCGUCUGCAGGAGAGGAUACGUCAUGUCCCGCCGACCCAACCACUGCGUGGCCGCAUAGACGCCGUCGCACCAGACCGAACCCGACCAGGACAAACCUGGGACUGGACCCGGAGACAGACUGGGUCGGACUACAGGAGACUAAACUGGUCUGGGUUUUACUUCAGGACCAGAUUUGACAAACUUUACUCAACCAGGAUAAAACGUACUGGACUUAAAAACUGUAGAUUGCACUAAACUAGGCCGAGCUGAACUGGGCCGGGUCAGACUGUAUAUUCAGAGUCAAUUUAUCCGACAGUCAGUUUCAGUCCGGCCCGGUUUAUUUGACCCAGAAACUGAAACCAGGCUUAUAUUACAAAUCAGACUAGCUCUAAUUAGCCUCGCAAUACAAAUCAGGCUAAACCAGGUCACACGUCACAUGUUCCUGACGACGACGACACAUCAGGACGUUUGUUGUUUUUUAAAAUGUCUGAAGAAGAGACGUGCACAGUUGUGAAGUAGAAGAAGAAACGGUUUGAGUUUGAUUGUUAAUGUUAUUGUUGUCGGAACAACGUUAGCGUCAACGAAUGGUCGUGUUCAUCAUCAGUUCUUUAUUUUCUGGAUUCGUUGAUGAAUUGUUUGUUUAGUAAAAUGUUAGAAUUUCACUUUUCCAGAAACCAAAGGUCUCAGUUCAGGUGCAGUUCACCUGCACAUUUCAUUUCACAAUGUUUUACAACACGAAGUCACAUUUUCAGAUAUUUUCAUCGAAGCAAAGAUUUGAACCGAGUUCACUCAAACGAUCGAUAAUCAAAGUGACAAUUAUUUUCCCGUCAGUCAUCGAUUCAUCCGCAGCUCUGAUUGUUAUAGAUGUGUUUUCACAGAGGAGCUCAGGUUGGAUUUUCAUUCUGAUCAUUGUAUCUACAACUUACACUACACACAUACAUUUAUAUACACAUCAAUAUUAAACAGCAGUGAUUGAGAGAAUGAUUGAGUCAUCUACAGACGUGACAACAGAAAAAUCGUCUGACUUAAUUAAUGAAGGUUUACACGAUAAACAAUGUUUUUAUGAGACAUGCAGCAGAGAAAUUCCAUUUUUUUCACUGAACCCAGCUGUGAUUUCUGACCACGCUGCUUCACUGUAGACGAGUCUCGUCAUCGUCUUGUCUCGCUGACAGAAAGUUACUGAAGAAGUUUUCAGACAUCGACUCUAGAAAAUAUCCAGAGAAGGUGUCUGGACAGUUUCUCAUGUGAAGCAGGAGAUCGUCCGGGUCCGACUCGUUUCUAACAACAGGAACAUGUGCGGAACGUUCAUUCCAGAAGUUUCCACACAUUUUCCUGAUGUUUCCUCUCAUGGACUCACUCUGACAUGUUCCAGAUAUUUUACCAGGAGGCUGCAGGAGAAGAUCCAGAAAAUGUCCAGAGACACUGACUCACAUACAGAACCUGCACAACAUGUGAGGAACAUGUGAGGAACACGUGAGGAACACGUGCAGAACCUCAGCAGCUUUACUGAAACACUGAUGAAGAGUUUAUGUCCUGUUGAUUCAUUUCAUUUGACCUCCUGACCUGAGGGUGGCGCUCUGCUGAGUCAGUGAUUCUGGAGGAAACUUAUCCCAGUUUGCUUGAUUAGAUUUAUUUCACGAUCUUUGGUUUAAAAUGAUCAAAUUCUAAAACAUUGAGUCUAAAAAACGUUUGAUUCUCAUGUGACUGAAUCUCCAGAGUGACCAUCACAGGCAGUUUCUUUAUUUCACAUUUCAUGUUCAAUUCUAUUUUAUUUGUAUCGCGCUACUUUGGUGAACGCUCUAAAUACUACAUUACCCAUGAUUCCACUCAUGAGCUGCUGGAAGCUGCAUCCAGUCACAUUGUGUAAAUAGUGAUUUGCAUAAUCUGUUUCAGCCUGUAAGAGUUUGUGUUUGAUUAACUUCCUGUUGUAGUUAACGAGCUGAUUCCUCCUCAGUAUAACGUGCACUGUACCUUCCACACACACACACUCACACACACACACACACACACAGACACACACAGCAGAUUGUGUUAUUAGUGUUUGAAUUGUCGUCUCUGGUGUUUUUUUUAAACUGCUCAUUUUAAUGUUUAAUGAUUCACUUUUGUAUUGUUGUGGUUUGUAUGUCAAGAAAUGAAAAUAUAUUUGCA
Messenger RNA from Paralichthys olivaceus (Japanese flounder), 3040 nucleotides. The record is from RefSeq and is a predicted model, not a curated record. NCBI's taxonomy places the organism in Eukaryota, Metazoa, Chordata, Actinopteri, Pleuronectiformes, Paralichthyidae.